AUGAUUACUGCCCAGCGGCAGCUCAAAGGCAGCUCUGCACUCCUGAAGAACCUUGUAAAUGUCCUGUCCGAUACAGUCCCAGAAACGUUUAUAUUAUUCAGCUUGCAGCCCAUCGAUCCCGGGUGCUUUCUGGUUGGAGAGCUGCAUGACGGCAGCAGUGAGCUCCUGGAAGUACAUAACCCAAUAUGCGGCCGUGUGACUGCUGUAACACCUGAAGGAUUUAAAGCCAUGGUUUUGGUCGGACUUUCUCAAAACCUACAUCAGAGUACUUAUGAAGAACUUAUUCCGUUGGUUCAACAGUUAGAAACUGCUUUAGACCUUUUCCAGGGUGCAAUCUGUGCAUCCGAAGAAGUGACCCAGAAAAACCAUCUUGAGGAUUGUUGUGCCAAAACUGGGGCUGACAGACAUCACUGUUUCCUUCAACACAAAAAACGCAUUCCACGGGACAGUACUUUUCACGAUGUUCCAAGAAAAGACAAAUGUGAGGCAUAUGAAAAGGACCGAGUGGCAGCAAUGGGACAUAACAAUACUUUGGGUACUGCGAUGAAACAUACUGUUGCAGCUCGUAUUGCCCAGUUGAAAUCUAUUUGCUUGGUUCAUGAGAAAUAUGGACUUAGGGUUAUAAAGGCCAAAAAGCUUGUCCAGUAUAGUCAGAAGUUACCACAAGCCACAUUUGAAGAACUUGCAAAAAUAACAGAUCAAAUUGCACAUAUGGUAGCCACUUGCUGUAAGGGUGAAAUGAUCAGCUGCAUGAAAGAAAGGAAACAAUUGGCAGAUGAUGUCUGCUCAAAAGACGAACUCUUGUCUAGAACCAAACACCUGGCAGAGUGCUGCAAGCUUUCGAUAAUCGAGCGAGGGAACUGCAUUGAAAAGAUGGAGGCUGAUGACAAACCCCAGGAUCUCUCAGAAAAAGAUGACAGUUUCAUUAAAGACAAAGACGUUUGUGAAAAAUAUGCCCAACAUGGUGAUCAGUUCCUUGGAAGCAUGCUUGUGCAAUAUACAAGGAUAAUGCCCCAGGCACCUUAUGAUAAGCUGAUGAGAGUAGCACAUACAAUUGCUACAGUUACUGACAGUUGCUGUAGUAAAGAUGAAAGCCAUUUGUUGCCAUGUGCUGAAGAACAAUUGACCAACGCCAUUGAUGAGACCUGCUCAGAAACUAACCCUGCGACUAUAAAUGAACAUAUUGAUCACUGCUGUAAUGAAUCAUAUUCGGAACGGAGGACCUGCAUUCUUAAGAUUCAGCCUGACACAACUUUUGUACCUCAACCAUUCUCACCCGAUAUGUUCCAUCUGGAUCCAGAUAUGUGUGACAUGGCACCUAAAGAAUUACUUGCAACCACGACCAGGCUCCUGUAUGAUAUGGUGAAACUGAAAACUACAAUAACAGAUGAACAAUUCCUGACAAUAGGUACCAGUUUCCUACUCCUGAAAGCCAAAUGCUGUACAGAUGCUGAUAAGGCACUAUGCUUCAAGGCUGAGCGGGCGGUGGUGGGCGGGGUUGAUGUCAGAGCCCCCAAGCCUUCUUCAAUGGCGAGGCCCCCGGACCUUCAAAGCAUGUGGACUGGCAGGGAACCUGGCCCCUCCAGCAGGAGCAGCGGUGGUGGCACCUCUCGUGGCGGAGGGGGGAAUGACAGCCCUUCUCCCUCUCUCUCGGGUCUGUGGCUCCUCCCCUUCCUGCUCUCGGGUCCGUGGCUCCUCCCCGUCUGGCUCUCGGGCUAA
This is a messenger RNA of Acipenser ruthenus (sterlet), 1719 nucleotides long. RefSeq names its product albumin 2-like. The transcript is spliced from 13 exons. The record is from RefSeq and is a predicted model, not a curated record. NCBI's taxonomy places the organism in Eukaryota, Metazoa, Chordata, Actinopteri, Acipenseriformes, Acipenseridae. Gene Ontology annotation, biological process: transport. Gene Ontology annotation, cellular component: blood microparticle; cytoplasm. The coding region runs from base 1 to 1719 and encodes 572 amino acids.